CCCUUUUCCUGUCGCUGUUUUCUAGCAUCGCUUUCUUCUCUCUUCUCCCUAUCCAUCCACAUUUACACAUCUAAUUCGGCACAAUGGUCCAUCUUGCUCAGGUUAAGCGCGACAGCGAUGUCGAGAAGACCGCUGAACGGGUCGACUCCAUCCGGCUUGAGGACGAUGCCUUCUACUCCAGCGUCUACGGCACUCGUUUCGCUACGGAGCAGCUUCCCUCGACGGAGAUGCCGGAGCGGGAGAUGCCUCGCGAGGUGGCCUACCGUAUGAUCAAGGAUGAGCUCAGUCUGGAUGGAAACCCCAUGCUCAACCUUGCGAGUUUCGUGACGACCUACAUGGAAGAGGAAGUUGAGAAGCUCAUGACCGAGUCCUUCAGCAAGAACUUCAUCGAUUACGAGGAAUACCCCCAGUCCGCCGAGAUCCAGAACCGCUGUGUGAACAUGAUUGCCCGUCUGUUCAACGCUCCCACCGACAGUGAUGACGAACACCCCAUGGGUACCUCUACCAUCGGUUCCUCCGAGGCCAUCAUGCUGGGCACCUUGGCCAUGAAGAGACGGUGGCAGAACAAGCGCAAGGCAGAGGGCAAGGAUGCCUCCAGGCCCAACAUUGUCAUGAACAGUGCCGUCCAGGUGUGCUGGGAGAAGGCUGCCCGCUACUUCGACGUUGAGGAGCGCUACGUCUACUGCACGGAGGAUCGCUACGUGAUUGACCCCAAGCAGGCCGUGGACCUGGUGGACGAGAACACCAUUGGUAUCUGCGCCAUCCUGGGUACCACCUACACCGGUGAGUACGAGGACGUCAAGGCCAUUAACGACCUCCUCGUCGAGCGGGGCAUUGACUGCCCCAUCCACGUCGAUGCCGCCAGUGGUGGUUUCGUCGCUCCCUUCGUUGCCCCCAACCUGGAGUGGGACUUCCGUCUGUCCAAGGUGGUGUCCAUCAACGUGUCUGGUCACAAGUAUGGACUCGUGUACCCCGGUGUUGGUUGGGUCGUCUGGCGCUCGCCCGAAUACCUGCCCAAGGAGCUGAUUUUCAACAUCAACUACCUGGGAGCCGAGCAGGCCAGCUUCACGCUGAACUUCUCCAAGGGCGCGUCGCAGGUCAUUGGACAGUACUACCAGAUGAUUCGACUGGGCAAGCGGGGCUACCGGUCGAUCAUGACGAACAUCACACGCACUGCCGACUACUUAGCCGAGCAGCUGGAGCAGCUGGGCUUUGUGAUCAUGAGCGAGCGCGGCGGCAAGGGCCUGCCGCUGGUGGCGUUCCGGCUGCCGGCGGACCGCGACUCGGAGCAGUUUGACGAGUUUGCGCUGGCGCACCAGCUGCGUGAGCGCGGGUGGAUCGUGCCGGCGUACACGAUGGCGCCCAACAGCAACUCGCUGAAGCUGAUGCGGGUGGUGGUGCGCGAGGACUUUAGCAAGAACCGGUGCGAUGCGCUGCUGGCGGACAUUAAGCUGGCCUUGAAGACGCUCAGCGACAUGGACAAGGCGAUGUUGGAGCGGUACACUCAUCAUGUCCGGGUGCACUCGACCAACUCGCACAAGUCCAAGCAUGUGCACCCUCACUACAAGAACGAGACCCAUUCCUUGCAGGGCAAGCAUGGCAAGACCCACGGUGUGUGUUAGAGUAGACUCUGUUAGAUGACAGUGGAUCUCGGUGGACAUGGACUGUAUAUGAGAGGCAUGGACAUAACACGGAUAAUGAUGCUAGACAUCUCCGAUACAUGAAUGCGAAUGAAAUAAGACAUUCACAGUGUUGACGGUGGAUCUCCCAUGCUACUUAGCACUUACUAGUAAAGGUGAAACGCGGAGGCGAGGCUUUGGACUGCAGCUAAAAGGCG
Molecule: messenger RNA, 1837 nt
Organism: Aspergillus costaricaensis CBS 115574
Lineage: Eukaryota; Fungi; Ascomycota; Eurotiomycetes; Eurotiales; Aspergillaceae
Product: glutamate decarboxylase
Exons: 4
Coding region: 84-1622 (512 amino acids)
Biological process (GO): L-glutamate catabolic process
Cellular component (GO): cytosol
Molecular function (GO): pyridoxal phosphate binding; glutamate decarboxylase activity
Source: RefSeq, a predicted model, not a curated record